This is a messenger RNA of Diaporthe amygdali, 468 nucleotides long. RefSeq lists its product as uncharacterized. The record is from RefSeq and is a predicted model, not a curated record. The transcript has 3 exons. Lineage: Eukaryota; Fungi; Ascomycota; Sordariomycetes; Diaporthales; Diaporthaceae. Bases 1 to 468 code for a protein of 155 amino acids.
AUGGGACAAGAUGACCACGUCCCCUGGUCAUAUCUCCGCCUUCAUGGCCAGAGCGAGGUUGCCAGCAUAAACGACACACUGAUUUCUGUGCCCGAAGAUUGGAGUCAACAGUCAACACGCAUGAAAAUCCAGUCGAUCAAUGGCACUCACUACGCAUUUUCAGCUGCUCCCAGCCUGCAUCAAUCCCAGGAACAGACUAUUGCAUACAUCCCCGCUGGCUCUUUAAGAACAACCUACACAGGCUCAACCACAUACGUGACUCACGGAAAUCGCGUCUUGUUUGGGACCAUUUCUCUCGAUAAUGUACUCAAAGGUCUGACGCCCAUCGUCACUGUCUUGCGAGUGAGCUUCAUUGCAGGGUCACCGGAUUCACUGAACUCAGCGCUGAUCAGCGCAUCCCAAAUCAUAGACGUGACCGACCCCAAAGCAUAUACUCGCAAUCUGCCACUGAUAUCUGCAUUGGCCUAG